Molecule: messenger RNA, 4143 nt
Organism: Euleptes europaea (tarantolino)
Lineage: Eukaryota; Metazoa; Chordata; Lepidosauria; Squamata; Sphaerodactylidae
Gene: GRIN2C
Product: glutamate ionotropic receptor NMDA type subunit 2C
Exons: 12
Coding region: 1-4143 (1380 amino acids)
Biological process (GO): monoatomic ion transport; synaptic transmission, glutamatergic; excitatory postsynaptic potential
Cellular component (GO): plasma membrane; postsynaptic membrane; postsynaptic density membrane
Molecular function (GO): NMDA glutamate receptor activity; transmitter-gated monoatomic ion channel activity involved in regulation of postsynaptic membrane potential
Source: RefSeq, a predicted model, not a curated record
AUGGGCAGAGCUCUGACAAACACCCUGGUGCUGUCCAUGGUUCUGGGCAGUUCAGCUGUCCUAAUGGAUGCUUUGUCACCAAGCCCUGGGGAACCAGUGGUAAAUGUGGCUGUGGUUUUUGGAGGCUCUUCAUACCCUCUCCACAUACGCAGUCGGCUGACGCAACAGAGUUUCCUGGACAUUCCUCUGGAGAUCCACCCUGUCACAGUGAUAGUGAACGACACCAACCCGAGCACUCUCUUGACCCAAAUCUGUGACAUACUUGUCAACACAAAGGUCCAUGGGAUUGUCUUUGAGGACAACAUUGGUACAGAGGCCGUGGCUCAGAUCCUUGACUUUAUCUCAUCCCAGACCCAUGUACCUAUCAUCAGCAUCAGUGGAGGAUCGGCUGUGGUCCUGACGCCCAAGGAACCCGGCUCUGCAUUUUUACAGUUGGGUGCCUCAAUCGAGCAGCAGAUCCAGGUGAUCUUCAAAGUCUUGGAGGAGUAUGAUUGGAGCUCCUUUGUUGUUAUCACCAGCCUAUACCCAGGAUACAACGUCUUUCUGGAUGUGAUACGGUCCUUCACAGAUGCCAGCUAUUUUGGCUGGGAGAUGCAGGAACCCCUGACCUUUGAGAUGAGUCAGGAUGGGAGUGAUACUAGAAUGCAGCGGUUGCUGCGUCAGAUAGAUGCUCAGGUGAUGAUUGUGUACUGCUCACGGGAGGAGGCAGAAUAUCUCUUCCAAGUGGCAGAGCAAGUUGGCUUGAUUGGACCUGGCUAUGUCUGGAUUGUGCCUAGCUUGGCUGUGGGGAACAUGGAUGUCCCACCCAAUUCUUUUCCUAUUGGCCUCAUCAGUGUGGUCACCGAGAACUGGAAAAUGAGCUUAAGGCAGAAGGUCCAGGAUGGUGUGGCUAUCAUCGCCCUGGGAGCAGAGAGCUAUUUCAAGACCUACGGCAACCUCCCUAUGGUGGGAAGAGACUGCAGGACACCUCCCAGUAGUCCUACAAACAACACUUUCUACAGGCAUUUGCUCAACGUGACUUGGGAGCAGAGGGAUUUCUCUUUCAAUGAAGGCGGCUACUUGAUCAGGCCCACCAUGAUAGUGAUUUCGCUGAACCGGCAUCGGCUCUGGAAGAUGGUAGGGAAAUGGGAGAAGGGGAUCAUCCAGAUGAACUAUCCAGUGUGGCCGCGCUAUGGAUCUUUCCUACAGCCUAUGGCAGACAAUCGCCACCUCACAGUGGCUACCCUCGAGGAGAGGCCCUUCGUGAUUGUGGAGAACACAGAUCCAAACACAGGAGUGUGCAUCCGUAAUACUGUCCCCUGCCGGAAGCAGACCAACUACACUGAGAGUGGUGCUGAUGAACCCCCCUAUACCAAACUCUGCUGCAAAGGCUUCUGCAUUGAUAUUUUAAAGAAGCUGGCCAAGACAGUGAAGUUCUCCUAUGACCUCUACCUGGUGACAAAUGGGAAACAUGGAAAAAUAGUGGAUGGUUUUUGGAAUGGCAUGAUUGGCGAGGUAUAUUACAAGCGAGCAGACAUGGCCAUUGGGUCCCUCACCAUCAAUGAGGAGCGCUCACAAAUCGUGGAUUUCUCUGUGCCCUUUGUGGAGACUGGCAUCAGCGUCAUGGUGGCAAGGAGCAAUGGAACUGUCUCACCCUCUGCUUUUCUAGAGCCCUACAGCCCAGCCGUGUGGGUGAUGAUGUUUGUGAUGUGUCUCACUGUGGUGGCCAUCACCGUCUUCAUGUUUGAAUAUUUCAGCCCUGUUGGCUACAACCAGAAUUUAACCAGUGGCAAAAAAUCUGGAGGCCCUUCUUUCACUAUCGGCAAGUCUGUCUGGCUGCUCUGGGCCCUGGUCUUCAACAAUUCAGUGCCCAUUGAAAACCCCAAAGGCACUACCAGUAAGAUCAUGGUGCUCAUCUGGGCUUUCUUUGCCGUGAUCUUCCUGGCCAGCUAUACAGCCAAUCUGGCAGCGUUCAUGAUCCAGGAGCAAUAUAUUGACACAGUCUCUGGGCUGAGUGAUAAGAAGUUCCAGAGACCCCAAGAGCAGUAUCCCCCAUUCCGGUUUGGAACAGUUCCCAACGGCAGCACGGAGCGGAACAUUCGGAGCAACUACCACGACAUGCACACCCACAUGGUGAAAUACAACCAGCGCUCAGUGGAGGAUGCCCUGAUCAGUCUCAAGAUGGGGAAGCUGGAUGCUUUUAUAUACGACGCUGCCGUGCUCAAUUACAUGGCCGGCAAGGAUGAGGGUUGCAAGCUGGUGACCAUUGGCAGUGGGAAAGUCUUUGCCACCACCGGCUACGGCAUUGCCCUCCAGAAGGAUUCCAAGUGGAAGAGGGCAAUCGAUUUAGCCCUUCUGCAGUUCCUGGGGGACGGGGAAACCCAGAAAUUGGAGACCGUGUGGCUGUCUGGGAUCUGUCAAAAUGAAAAGAACGAAGUGAUGAGCAGCAAGUUAGACAUUGACAACAUGGCGGGAGUCUUCUACAUGCUGCUGGUGGCCAUGGGGCUGAGCCUGCUGGUCUUUGCCUGGGAGCACCUGGUUUAUUGGAAGCUGCGACAUUCUGUCCCCAAGUCUCACAAGCUCGACUUCCUUUUGGCUAUAAGCAGGGGCAUCUAUAGCUGUUUUAACGGAGUCCAGAACCUGGAGAGUCCUGUUCGUGUUCACAAACCUGAUGUCACUGCUAGCUCUGCUCAAGCCAACGUGUUGAAGAUGCUGCAGGCUGCCAAGAACAUGGUGUCCACAGCGAGCGUUGGGAACUCCUUAGAGAAUGCUACACGCACUAUUGAGAACUGGUCGAACAGGAGUGACAACCUCCAAACCACCUUCUCCUUAAGGACUCCUCAGCUUGUAGUUCAGAACACUAGUGGUCCUAACAGGCCAGACCAGUUCUCCAGCGUAGCAACAACAGAGAAGCUUGGGAGACCUACUACACCGUUACUUCCUGUGCCCCAACAGCCUCUGGUGCCAGCCAGUGAAAGCUGGAGAGGGACAAGCGAACAGCCACCGAUACUUCAUCCAGUGAACUUCCGAGGCAGCUUUUCUGAGGAUAAGGUGCUUCCCGGUUCCACUGUGAACAGCUCCCCACACUACUUGGUGAGAACCACACCUCAGACUCGUAUCAAAAACCAUGUGCCACUCGGAAACCACCUUAGUGCUGCGCCCCACUCUCCAGUAGGGUCUCUUAGGGAGCUUCUCCCACCUCAGCAUAAGCAUAAGCUACCCAUGCCUAGAGGAAAGGAAAGGUUCCGCCAGAACGUUCACUUGGUGUAUGGAGAAGGUGGGCAUGACAGCUUGGCCCAAAUGGCAGGGCUGGUUCACACUCCUGAGAAGAGAAAGGAUUUGGAAAACCACUUCUUGCCUCACGCAUGUGUACACAAAUCCUUCCCCAGAGUUGACAGGACUUGCAGACCUUUCACAUACAAAGAAUCUGACACAUUCGAGCGAAGGAGGGAGAAGCAGAGCCACAGACACAACCUCCCAAGGUCAACCUGGGAGCAUUAUGAGAGACCACAGUCUCUAGGCAUCUGGAAGCAUCAUGGAAAGUCCUCUGUUUAUGGGGAUGUGCCAGACCUAUUCCCCAAAGCUGGUCUGGCUCCAAAAACAUCAACAGUGCCUGGAAUCCAUCGUGGAAUCCACCACUAUCCUCCCGAUGCCCUUAGGCCAAGUCAUACGUGCAAUAGGAAAUGUGUGGGGGCCAACAGUUUGCCUUGGAAGGACCAACGGCUACUGCAUUCUCAAACCACAAAGCUCCCCUCGUAUCGGGAGGCCUGCCUACAAAACCCCCCAGGCAUGCACAGGGCUUCUUCCACAGUGGUGCACAAGCAGUAUGCCUACAUGAACUCUUACACAAACCUGCCUAUUUACUGGGACCACCUUUAUCAGGGCUUUCCUCGUCUGUGCGGACAGUCAAGUGCUACCCAGCACUGUUUCACUCGAGCGCCCUGGUCCCCUUGCAGCAGAGAUUUCUUGGCCCAUGAGGAUGGUCCAAGGAGCAUGUACUUUGGUAGCACAUACAGAGAUUGCAGGGACCGGAGCAGGGUGGAUCCAGGGGUUUUCCAGUUGGUCAACACAGAGAGGAGGGACUUCCUGGCCACCCAGAGGAUGCACAGCCCUUACGCAACGAGGUCUUGGAGGCGUAUCUCUAGCCUAGAGUCUGAGGUCUGA